CAUCAUAUUUGAACGCAUUGAAAUAAGCAAUGCUGGUGCAUAAUAGUAGAAGGCAGGUGCCACUAAUUCAACCACUUGGUACCUGCCUCAUGCAUCCUGACGACAGCCUGCUUUUGCUUUUGCUUUUGCUUUUGCCUGCCUUUGGGUAACCUUCCUUUAAGUAACCUUUCAAACGUUCCAACACUAAGUUUUUGCAAACCAUCUCCGUUAGGUUAUUCCAUACAUUCGAUUCGGCCGAAUCAACUCAAACUCAUCAAAGAACCAAAGAACCAAAGAACCUCAACCCUUUAUGAUAGACCACCCACUCGGUUUUUAUCAUACUAUAUUGCAGUACUGCUCCACGCUUACAGUCUACAUCUUACGAGGGGAAAGAUAAGGCCCAGAUCGGAGACCCAUAUUCACCUAUAAGGUGUCGCACUUGGCAAUACGCAAGACAAGAUCUGACAAGACUUAUCAAGACUUACGCGCGCUAUUGAACACUCUAACCCUUGUACAACAAUGGUUCGACCAGAUUCUUUACCAGCUAGGCUGCCUCGUAUAAGCCCGCCCUCGACGGGUAAUAAUUAUCCUCCAGCUAUUUCCGAUGCCUCUUCCACUCAGCGAAAAGGCCAUUCUUCACGCUCUUCGAAAACAAAUAUCGUCGAAGGUAACAAAAUGAUGCGCAAUAUUGAUCGGCCCCUACCAGGCGACCCAACUGGUAGUCGUAAGUCUCAAGUACAUCCAGAUCUUAGCAAGAAACGAAGCGCCUACUUUGAGAGUGAAUUCGCAGCAGCUAACCGGGGUCCGGACCCGGUCAAGGCUCGAAUACAGAAUGAAGCUAUUGUAAUGGCAGAUCUAAGAACAAAUGUCAUCAUCAAGGACGAGUUUUCUUUUAUAACCGAUCUUUCAUACAACCUAUCCAACAGGUAUCAGCGACCAAUAUCUUCAAUCGUCAUCAACUUGAAGCACGGCUGCUGUAUGAUGUUUGGAGGCUCCUUCGACCCAGCGUACACAUUAACUAUUCAUGCACUUCCGAGCCUCGUUCAGCCUACCACGAAUAAGAGGAAUGCGGCGCUCAUUCAGCGACAUAUUCAAGAGACCCUAGGUGUCAUAGCGUCGAGGGGCUAUGUACGCUUCGUUGCUACCCCCGAGGAGAAUGUUGCCAUUGGGGGCAAGACAAUUGCUGCUGAGAUAAACGAAUCUGGCAAUGCCAUGGCCGAUGACACUCCCGCCGAGACUAGAAAAAGCGCCAAGUCAAAUCGGAGACUUGGUGUUAAGUCUUUUGGGGGCUUCAGAUCCGCCUCCAUGACUGAUCUCGCGAAGGUUCCUACGCCACCUCCGAGUACCUCAGACGAGACUACGCCCAUCACGACCAUUCCCGAAGUGCCCCCUACGCCGCCCGAGGACGACAAGUUGGGCGACUUAAUCGAGCACAAGCCGGUCAAGACUGCAUCACGUCGCAGAAGUCUAAGAUUUAGUCUGUUUAGUGGGAAGACAGCGGUGUAAUAGAGUAGCGGUCACAACCGCUUAUCACUUUUUUGUGACACUAAACCUUUUGGUUGAGAUUGCC
This is a messenger RNA of Daldinia decipiens, 1549 nucleotides long. Its product is annotated as Tautomerase/MIF. The record is from RefSeq and is a predicted model, not a curated record. NCBI's taxonomy places the organism in Eukaryota, Fungi, Ascomycota, Sordariomycetes, Xylariales, Hypoxylaceae. Bases 499 to 1485 code for a protein of 328 amino acids. Gene Ontology annotation, molecular function: phenylpyruvate tautomerase activity. The transcript is spliced from 6 exons.